Molecule: messenger RNA, 3261 nt
Organism: Magallana angulata
Lineage: Eukaryota; Metazoa; Mollusca; Bivalvia; Ostreida; Ostreidae
Product: solute carrier family 35 member E2A-like
Exons: 7
Coding region: 159-1244 (361 amino acids)
Cellular component (GO): Golgi apparatus
Molecular function (GO): antiporter activity
Source: RefSeq, a predicted model, not a curated record
CAUUGACAAUAUUUCUCUGCAGAUGUGGUGUUGGCAGUCAUAACGAUACAUUUACUCUUUUGAUCUUACUUAUGUUAUUGUAAGAAUGUUUUUUAAGGGUUCGCUAUGGAAUGAAGCAGAAAAUUAUUAACUGGCAUUAACCCUUGCCCAAUAUUAUUAUGAGUGUGGAACCUCGAUCUCCAGUGGAGAGGGAUAUCAUAGAAAUGUCUCUAGAGAGCGUCAAGAAGGGAGGCAACCAGCACAUAGUCAGGAAGGAUGACGAUGAUGAAAAACUUGGCCUGCUCAAUAUUAGAGCAUUCUUCUUUCUGAUCCUGUGGUAUAUCUUUAGUGCCUUCACACUGUUUCUCAACAAGUAUAUUUUGACAACACUCAAAGGAGACCCUGCUGUCUUAGGAGCAAUGCAGAUGGUGAUGACUACGAUAUGCGGAUUCAUACAGUUAUACAUACCGAUGGGUUUCUAUAAGCCUGUCAAACGAGAUGGAAAGCCCCCAAAUUUUUGGAGAAAUAUGAUUUUAGUAGGCUCAAUGAGAUUCUCCACUGUGGUGCUUGGUCUGGUGGCUCUGAAGUAUGUAGCUGUGUCCUUCACAGAGACUGUCAAGAGUUCUGCCCCUUUGUUCACUGUUUUCAUCUCCCAAGUGCUGAUUGGGGAGUACACAGGUUUCUACACUUUCUUGUCACUCAUUCCAAUCAUGGGAGGACUGGCUCUUUGUUCAGCGUAUGAACUGAGUUUUAACAUACAGGGAUUCAUUGCAGCUCUUGCCACUAAUUUAACAGAAUGUAUGCAGAAUGUGUACUCCAAGAUAUUGAUUAGUGGAGACAAGUUUAAGUACACACCUGCAGAGCUUCAGUUCUACACAAGCAUAUCAUCAGUGUUGGUGCAGAUUCCUGCCUGUUUCUUUUUAAUAGACUUUGAUAAAGCUGAGGCAUCUAUGAGUGGAAUGAUGAUCUUAUCUCUUGUUUCCAAUGGAGUUUUCUUUCAUUUUCAAAGUAUAUCAGCAUAUGUCUUAAUGGGAUAUAUUUCACCAGUCACUCAUAGUGUGGCCAACACAGUCAAGCGGGCCUUUCUGAUCUGGAUCUCGGUGAUAUUAUUCGGCAAUCCGGUGACAUUCCUUAGUGGACUCGGAACUAUCAUAGUAACGGUCGGUGUUCUCUUGUACACUAAGGCCAAAGAAUACGACCAUAAUCGACGAGAACUUCGCGACCAUUACCCACGGGACUCAGAUCCAACUCAUAAAGAAGUCUAGGGCAAAGACAGAAAUGUUUUAGUGUUGUUAAUAUUGAUUGUUAGUUAUUUUCAUAUAGACAUAUAUACUGUGUUGUUCAAAACAACAAUUUCAUACCUUGAUAAAGUUAAGGGGAUUUGAUCUAUUUUGUUGAUUUAAUCAUGUUAAGAGAAUGAAAAGUGAUAUAAAUUUUCUAUCUGUUAUAAGUGCUUGUCAUACCAUUGCUUUUUGUGAGUUAAGUGUGAAAUGCUUUAUUUAUGUGAAAGUUUUGCUUGUUGCAAAAAUUUACUCUUUGGGAAAUUGUAACAUAGGUACAUUCUACAGAAUCAUUAAUGACAAUGACAAGUGAAAGAAAAGGAAAUGGGUACAGAUUUCCUUUACUCAAUUAAAUUAUUCAAAAAAAUUGCUUCUGAUUUUUAAAAUAAGGAGAAAAAAGACCAAGUUUCCCAUUGUUUGAGAAUGGAAAUUAUCAAUGUCUUUAUAUGCAAUCAAACAUAUUUAUUAUUAUAUAAUUAUUCGACUGAUGUAAAGGGUGGUCAAGUAUUUGUUAAAUGCUUGCAAAGUUUGAGCAGUAUUGGUAUUAAUUAUGAGUGAAAUCCGUUUGAUUUGCUAAUCAAUUAUUGUGUUACGUUUACUGCCAAUGUUGUUUGUAUACAUUAUGUACAUGUAUUUGCUUCUCUUGGCUCAACUGUAUAUAACAUAUUUAUUUAUACAUUGUAUAUGUCAACAGUACAAUAAACAAAAUAUACAUACACCUUAAAUUAAAUAACAUUAGCAAGUUUCAGUUUGGUGUUUGUAAGUUCAUGGAUAAUUUUCCUCCCCUAAAUGAUCUUCCUGUCUGUGAUUUUCUUGAAUGGGUCAAAUAUAUUCCAUGUAUUUGUAGUAUGCACUGUCUCAUUUUAAAGUUCAAUGUUUCUUUCAACAUUGGUAUGUUUUAUAGAUAAAUUUAUAAAUAUACCUAUGUCAUCUUCCAGUUGUUGUGCAAACUUUUCUAUUUUAUACAAAAAAUGUGUUUCCGAACAGGGCUAUUGAAAUAGGAAAAAUGUCUUGCACAGUAAUUUUUCUUUAUCAGAUGUACAACAUUUUAUCUGUAUUUAUCAAUUCAUACUGCCAAUACAGAUGGAAAAAAAGCCAAGUUGAAGUUAUAAGCAUAAUUAUUUUCUACAUAUAAGGAAAAAAGUUAAUGAUACUAUGAAUCUAAUCUUUCCAACAAAAUUGUGAGCAUUUAUUUCUAUUCUAAAUGAAAUCAGUCAUAACCACCUACAGAUUUGUAACCAAUAUUGUAAGGGGAAUUUCAGGUAAAUAUUUCAAAUGUUUUUGACAAUUUUACUUGACAUGGCAUUUAGAUUAAGAAAAUUAAUCUACUUGAGGGAUUGUAAACUUAACAUGGGAGGAGCUUUCUGUAUGCUGUGAUCUAGAUAGGGGGUUGCCAAAAAAGGCUAUGAAAUCCCUCCCCCUUUUAUUGAGACAAAUCUCCAUAAGAAACUUGCUGGGAAAACGACUGUUCACUCUCUCUCUGUCUCUGUCUCUGUCUCUCUCUCUCUAUCACUGACAUACUUUAGUAGUGAUGGUAAAUAUACUCAGCUUCUAUGGGCAUUGUUUGAUAUUUGUAGUAAUAUAAGCGUUCUAGUCCAUAUUUCACUGCACUUGUCAAGGGUAUUGUAAACACUUUAAUUGAACUUAAAACACCUGCAGUUCUAUAUGCUUACUUAUAUAUAAAGCCAUAUGCAGAUUUGUCAAAGAAUUAUAAAGCUGAAAGGGAUAAUGUAUAAAAUAUGUUCUAGCACUUAAAUGUAAUGUAAUCUUUCUGGCAUGUUAAAUUAAGGUUUUUUUUCAGCAUUUUAAGAACACCUAAUGGAGUGCCUUUGUCAUGUUCUAAGAACCACUUCACUUUGAUAUUAUGGUUUGAUAUAUCAGUCAACAUUUCUUGCAGUGGCCAAUCAUGUGGUUCUUACAUUGUAAUGAAUCUUGGGUCCAAUUUUAUGUUCUACUUAGGAAAGAUACUUACAAGUAAUAAAAUAAAAGAUGAGAAAAACUA